GAAGUUUACUCAGUUCAAGAAAAGGAUCAGUUUCAGGGUUCAGGCUGAUGUGUCUUGCUGGUUAGAAGUAGGCUCCAAGGAGAAGUCCCCCCAGAACCAAGGGCAGCGGACACAACAGAAAGUGGGAGCCGAACCUGAUCGCUAGAGAAUGUGGACCGCCUAUAAGAUCUUGAUCCUUUCAUAUCUUACCACAGAAAUUUGGAUGGAGAAGCAGUAUUUAUCUCAAAGACAAGUGAACCCAGGAGCUUAUUUGACUAGGAACCACACCAUUUUGGAAGGUACUCGAUUCAAAAGAGCCAUUUUCAAAGGGCAAUACUGUAGCCUUUUUGGUUGUUGUAAAGACAGAGAUGAUGGUUGUGUCACUCAGUUCUAUGAGGUUGAUGCUCUGUGUUACUGUGAUACAUUCUGUGAACGGGAAAAUUCUGAUUGCUGCCCUGAUUACAACUCCUUUUGUCGAGAAGAGGAAGAAUGGUCUCCUCACACACAGUCUUGGUAUCCAGAAGGUUGCCUAAGAGAUGGCCAACAUUAUGAAGAAGGAUCAGUAAUUAAAGAAAACUGCAAUUCCUGUACAUGUUCAGGACAGCAAUGGAAAUGUUCCCAUCAUGUGUGUCUUGUUCAACCAGAAGUAAUUGACUAUAUCAAUAAAGGAGACUAUGGAUGGACAGCGCAGAACUACAGCCAAUUCUGGGGAAUGACUUUAGAAGAAGGGUUCAAAUUUCGCCUUGGCACCUUGCCACCUAGCUCCAUGCUUCUGAGCAUGAAUGAAAUGACAGCUUCUUUGACAGCAACAACUGAUCUUCCAGAAUUUUUUACUGCUUCUUAUAAGUGGCCUGGAUGGACUCAUGGCCCACUGGAUCAAAAAAACUGUGCUGCAUCCUGGGCAUUUUCCACUGCAAGUGUGGCAGCUGACCGAAUAGCAAUUCAGUCCAACGGUCGAUACACAGCCAACUUAUCCCCCCAAAAUUUGAUCUCUUGCUGUGCCAAGAACCGUCAUGGAUGCAACAGUGGAAGCAUUGAUAGGGCUUGGUGGUUCCUGAGAAAACGUGGACUGGUAUCCCAUGCAUGCUAUCCACUUUUCAAGGACCAAAAUGCCAGCAAUAAUAACUGUGCCAUGGCAAGUAGAUCUGAUGGGCGGGGAAAACGGCAUGCCAUAAAGCCAUGUCCUAACAACAUCGAGAAAUCUAACAGGAUCUACCAAUGUUCUCCUCCAUACAGAGUCUCUUCUAAUGAAAGUGAGAUAAUGAAAGAAAUCAUGCAAAAUGGACCAGUUCAAGCCAUAAUGCAAGUCCAUGAGGAUUUCUUCCAUUAUAAGAGAGGGAUAUAUAGACACAUUACCAGCACAAAUGAAGAAUCAGGAAAAUAUCGAAGGCUUCGGACACAUGCAGUCAAACUCACUGGAUGGGGCACACUGAAAGGAGCACAGGGACGAAAAGAAAAAUUUUGGAUUGCUGCCAAUUCCUGGGGAAAGUCAUGGGGAGAGAAUGGCUAUUUCCGGAUUCUUCGAGGAGUAAAUGAAUCUGACAUUGAAAAGUUGAUUAUCGCAGCUUGGGGCCAACUGACAAGUUCAGAUGAACCAUAAUAUAUCAUUAAAUUUCCAUAAAGCCAGGCAUUUGAGUAACCCCUUAAAUUGAAACUUAGUAAUGUGAACUCCCCAUCCCUAGUGAAAUCUUAGUCUUUUACCUUGUCACUAUAAUGUACCUGUUUUCUUCUUUUGCCCCAGGCUACAUGUGACUGCUUCUUUUAUAUUGAUGAG
Chrysochloris asiatica (Cape golden mole) is the source of this 1753-nucleotide messenger RNA. It is a transcript of the gene TINAG, whose product is annotated as tubulointerstitial nephritis antigen. NCBI's taxonomy places the organism in Eukaryota, Metazoa, Chordata, Mammalia, Afrosoricida, Chrysochloridae. Bases 149 to 1579 code for a protein of 476 amino acids. The transcript has 11 exons. The record is from RefSeq and is a predicted model, not a curated record. Gene Ontology annotation, molecular function: cysteine-type peptidase activity. Gene Ontology annotation, biological process: proteolysis. Gene Ontology annotation, cellular component: lysosome.